Messenger RNA from Tauraco erythrolophus (red-crested turaco), 425 nucleotides. The record is from RefSeq and is a predicted model, not a curated record. NCBI's taxonomy places the organism in Eukaryota, Metazoa, Chordata, Aves, Musophagiformes, Musophagidae.
AUUUCGACUUGAACUAUUUUUGGCAUUGGAGCAAGUUUACAGACUACGUGCAAUGCGUCCUGACCUUCACUGGUGUAACUGGUUACAUCACUUACCUCUGGCUUGACUCAUCUCUCUUCGUGGAGACGCUGGGCUUCCUCGCGGUGUUCACCGAGGCCAUGCUGGGCGUUCCCCAACUCUACCGUAACUACCAGAACAGGUCUACAGAAGGAAUGAGUGUCAAGAUGGUGCUGAUGUGGACCAGCGGGGACACGUUCAAGACCGUUUACUUCAUCGUGAAUCAGGCCCCGUUCCAGUUCUCCAUCUGCGGGCUCCUGCAGGUUUUUGUGGACAUGGCUAUCCUGUUGCAGGUUUACCUGUACAGCUACUACCCUCAGAAGCCCGCGUCCCACCCCGCGCACCCGGCCAGCGCCAAGGCCCUCUGA